GUUUUGAUUGGAUAAAUGUAUUGCACGGUUUAUUCACUCAUCGCUCGGACAGAGCAGUCGUCCACAUUCCUGACAGCCCGGCACUAAACCGAAAGCGAAAAUGCACUGGAAAUUCACUGAAAACCACACAGAUGGGUUAGGACAAAAUGUAUACAACCAGUGGUGCUGUUUAACCGAGUCUACUGAUUCCAUUCGUUCAAAUAACUGAUAUGGACGACCAAUAUCGAGCAUGGGACGUGAAUUCGCCGUUUUAAAUGGCGAUGCCGUCCGCUUGUUACAGAGGCUGCCAUCAUCGUUUUCAGUCGUAAGUACUUCACUUUAAUAUACUAUGGCGGUGCCAAAGCAAACGCAUAUAUUCACUGACAGUUAUUUCAAGGAGUUCCUUAACGAAUCCAAAACAUGUACAGACGUUCUCGACUCCCUGGUAAACACAGAGAGACAACGGACAGAAGUGACCCUCAAUCGGCCAGGUCUCGCCCCGGACUACGUCACUCAGAUGGUAGCAGUCCUAGCAAAAGCAGCACGGAGUACGAACAUAGCCGGAGUUAUAGACCUGCUCAGUGUCCUUGUCGGGUCCAAUUUCUUCAUGCAGGAACUUGUUGCGACAUCAUCUGCUUUCGUUAAAAGCACUGAUGAGGAUGAAGCGUUUAGAUUCAUUGAAACCUUAGUGGAAUUACUGAACCAUGUGUCUCUGCGACUACCAAGCUCAUUUACAAACGCAUUUGGUUUGAUAAUCAUUCUACAGAAAAGGACAGAAGAGACGCUCCUGGCUGAGGGAGAACGCAGGAAAUGUGUAGCCAGCUUGUCGGAGAGAUUAGAAGAAAUGCGAGACAAUGUAAUGAAGAGAAUGGUGUCUCAUUCUCACGACAAUCCACGAUUACCAUUUGAGAAGCAAGCACCACCAGACGACUUUCGUAAUAUACCAAUAUUACCUAGAGUUUCUGACAUAUUUUUAGGAUCUCGUGGUGCAUUUAUACGUAAAAACAAGUCACGAGGUGGCUAUGACAGCCUGCACCACUACCUCGAUGUCCAGUUCCGACUUUACAGAGAGGAUUGUAUCAGCCCACUGCGUGAGGGCAUUACUCAGUACGUGCAGGAGGUCAGUGCCGGCCACAACGUCAGACGACUGCAAGACGGACGACUCUACAAAAACGUCUCCGUUGAGUAUGUCGAACACAAUAUUGAAGGACAAAUGUAUAAAGUUAAACUCGAUCGGGGACACGCUCAGAGAAUUAAAUGGAAGUCAAGUCGCAGACUCUUGUAUGGCUCGCUGCUCUGUCUGUCGGCCGAUAGUUUUCACACAAUGGUCUUUGCAAUCGUUGCAGAGUCGGAUAGAGAUAUUCUUGCAAACGAUCACAGUUUCAAAAUCGCAUUUCCAACAGAGGUUGGAGAGAUGAGGUUACCUCUGAAAGCUACCUUCACUAUGGUGGAAUCAACGGCCUACUUUGAGGCAUACAGGCAUGUGUUGGCUGGUCUUCAGAGACUUGAGGAAGGGGAAUUGCCUUUUGAAAAGUACAUAGUCCACUGCAUGAAAGAUGUCGACCUUCCAUUGUAUCUUACUGUUGAAGAUGCUACGUACGACUUGCACCCAAUAGUCUCUGGCAAAGUCAUAUUCAGAAACGGUUUGCGCAGCCAUACACGUUUUCGCGUUAAGUUAAACGGCCCUGUGAGUCAUUGGCCGUCAGCUGAACAGCUUCAGCUCGACAAGUCUCAGUUCGAGGCCUACCAUGCUGCUCUUACUCAAGAAUUUGUCUUGAUACAGGGACCACCGGGGACCGGCAAAACUCAUGUCGGCCUCCAAAUUGCCAAGACGCUUCUUCAUAACAAGAAUGCAUGGCAAGAUAGGUCCUCAAGCCAACGUUAUACAUUCAGAAAAACGCAAUCAAAAACGAAAGAUCAGAUUAUGGUAGUCUGCUACACGAACCAUGCUUUGGAUCAGUUUAUGGAAGGUAUCGUAAAAUUUCUUGACGGUAGCAAUAAGAUGAUGUGGUCUGACGAAAUUGUGCGGGUUGGUGGAAGGUCCGAAAACGAAGCUAUUCAGGAGUUCUCUUUGAAAAAUCGUCGCCAUCAUUACCACCGCUCUCGGUAUGAAAGACAAGAACAGGAGCAAAAACUGGAUCAACUUUACAAUUCAAUUAUCUGUCAGCACCAGAAUAUAUCAUUUUUAGCGUACAUUUGCGCCCACCUAAAUGAUACAGUUCUUGAUGUUGGGUUAUUAGUGCCGGUUAUGCAAAGGAAUCAUCAGCUACACUUUGAAGAGAGGAAUCAACUUUCGCCGAAGAAGCUGUUUAGUUGGCUAGGGGCUGACGAAAAGUCUUGGCUCCUAAGGUCUGAAAAAGCUUACAAAAAGAUAUCCCAGAUGAAAACAGUGUCACCGUCAACAAACACGGAAGUAGCGGUUCAUACGGCCACAAAUGUUGACAACAUCGAGGAAAAUGAAGCAAAGAAAGUAGAAGAUGACAGGAGGAUUGAAGAUGACGAUUUCAGUGUACGGUUUAAGGAGCAGAUCGGUCUUGAUGUCCAAAAGCAACUUAUGGUCGUUCUUGGCAAUAUGCUAUCAACACAACAACUUGAUAAACAGUUUCAAUCAUUAUUACAACAUGAGGCAAACGCAACAUUGGCCAAACUAAAAGCAAUUGACAGGAUGGAUGAGAAUGAAGCCAGUAAUAUUCCGUGUAGUUUGAAGAGGCUUGCGGUAGAGCAGCGCUGGCGACUGUAUCGACAUUGGGUGUAUUUGUAUCAACAAAUGCAGAACGAGCAACUUCCCGAAUUAGAGAAAAGGUAUUACGAAACUAUCGAGUUCUAUCAAAAAGAGAAAAAAGAAGUCGAUGCAGAAAUAUUAAAGGCCUCUACACUGAUUGGUAUGACAACUACUGGGGCAGCAAAAUACCAGGACGUUCUAAAGGAAAUCGGUCCACGGAUCGUUAUAGUAGAGGAGGCUGCUGAAGUAUUAGAAGCCCAUAUUAUCACCGCUCUUAGUCCCCGAUGUGAACACCUCGUCCUGAUAGGAGACCAUAAGCAACUGGAACCGAAACCGUCAGUAAUGCAGUUGGCCCUGAAAUACAACCUGUCCCUGUCCAUGUUUGAACGCAUGUUGAACAACGGCAUAAAAAAUCACUGCCUGCAAAGACAACAUAGGAUGCGACCUGAAAUAUCUAUACUUGUCAGGGAUAUUUACGAUGUUCUGGACGACAACGAAAACGUUUUCGGGUACGAACAUAUUAUGGGUGUGAGGAAAGACGUGUUUUUCAUCAAUCACAACAAGCCUGAGGAUUAUGCAGAAGACAUCAGAAGCUAUUCCAACAUGCAUGAGGCCCAAUUUAUCGCUAAUCUGUGCAAGUAUUUGAUGAAGCAAGGAUAUGAAAGCACUCAAAUCACAGUGCUGGCUGCUUACACUGGUCAAAUGUUUUGUAUCCGUAAUUGUAUGCCGAGACAUGAGUUCGAAGGCGUCAAGACUGUCGCUAUUGACAACUUCCAGGGAGAAGAAAAUGACAUCAUUCUUUUGUCACUUGUCCGCAGCAAUAAAGAUGGAAAGAUCGGAUUUCUCUCCAGGGAAAAUAGGAUAUGUGUUGCUCUAUCCCGCGCUAAGAAAGGACUGUAUGUAAUUGGGAAUUUCAAUAUGUUUGAAUCUAGAAAUUCGCGAUGGGCUGAUGUUGUACAAAAGGUGAAGACGGCAGGACAGUUUGGAAAAGCUCUUCCGCUUUACUGUCAAAACCAUUCACAGACUGAAGGUAUACAAGCGGAAGAUGCUUCAGAUUUUAUGAAAUCACCAGAAGGAGGAUGCGAAUUGAAGUGUGACUUCCGGUUAUGUUGUGGGCACGCGUGCAGGCUUUACUGCCACCCCAUAGACAGAAUGCAUACAACGUACGUCUGCAAGCAACUCUGUGACGAGAUAUGCCAAAAUGAGCACAUUUGCAAAAGGAAGUGCCAUUUUGGCGAAAAUUGUGAGUGUCCAAUUACAAUGAAUAAAAUCCUUCCCUGUGGACAUAGAGCAGACAUGAAAUGUUGCCAACCAGCGCCGACUUUUAAAUGUGAUGUAAGAGUAGACCGGGAGCUUGCAUGUGGACAUUCCGUUCAACUCAAGUGUCAUAUCAACACGAAGACAUACAAGUGUAAGAUCCUUGUAAUGCGAACCCUUGAAGCGUGUUCACAUCAAGCAGAUAUGCAGUGCUGGGAGAAUCCAGACACGCACAAAUGUCGAACUGCGGUAAUACGGACCCUGGAGUCUUGUGAACACGAGGCCGAGGUCCAAUGCUGUUUUGAUAUGCUGUUAUACAAAUGUAAGAUCAAGGUUAACCGCAUUCUACCCUCAUGUGGUCAUGAGAACGACAUGGAGUGUUACAGGGUUACUGCAGAUGUUCGCUGUGAUAAAACUAUUACGAAAAGUCGUGACAGUUGUGAACACAACUAUGACGUUCGUUGCAGUGAUUGGGAACCGCUGUAUGAGCGUCUACAUUCAUGCUUAGAGUCUGUGACAAAAUCAUGGGCAUGUCCUCAUACUAAGGUGAUGAAAUGUCAUGAAUCAAAGCACGCGACCUGCCAGGACAAAUGCUUGAAAAUUUGCGAUCGAGGUCACACGUGCCAAAGGACAUGUCACCAUCCAUCGAGCUGUAAAUGUGAUGUUGUAAUGACUAAGGUUAUUCAGAAAUGUGGACACACUCAGAGGAUUCCCUGUAACAAGGACCCUAACAGUGUUGACUGCCAGACGAUGGUUCUGAAACGCUUGACUACUUGCAGUCAUAAAAUGAUGAUGGAAUGUUCUGCCGAUCCGUCGUCAAACCGGUACAAAGCAUCCUGUGAUACCCUCGUUCCGAAGACAAUCCCUCUCUGUCAGCACACAAGGAUAAUGAAGUGUUCAGAAUCUCCUUCAAUGUACAGAUGUAAGGAAAGCGUCGGUAAACCUCACCCGAGGUGUGAACAUACUAUUCAAGUAGAAUGUUGCACAACUCCCUCUACUUCCACAAAAUGUGAGACAAUUGUCCGUAAGUCAUUACCUUGNGCAUAUGGGAGGGAAGUGAAAAAGUUCAAAGAAAUAUCAUGA
Mizuhopecten yessoensis (Yesso scallop) is the source of this 5041-nucleotide messenger RNA. Its product is annotated as NFX1-type zinc finger-containing protein 1-like. Gene Ontology annotation, cellular component: nuclear RNA-directed RNA polymerase complex; nucleus. The record is from RefSeq and is a predicted model, not a curated record. The transcript has 3 exons. Lineage: Eukaryota; Metazoa; Mollusca; Bivalvia; Pectinida; Pectinidae. The coding region runs from base 329 to 5041 and encodes 1570 amino acids. Gene Ontology annotation, biological process: regulatory ncRNA-mediated heterochromatin formation. Gene Ontology annotation, molecular function: zinc ion binding; helicase activity.